Molecule: messenger RNA, 1062 nt
Organism: Bursaphelenchus okinawaensis
Lineage: Eukaryota; Metazoa; Nematoda; Chromadorea; Rhabditida; Aphelenchoididae
Source: the annotation of a GenBank genome assembly
AUGCAAUCCUCUCGAUAUCCACCCCCAACUUCUACCACGCCCGCCAAUUCUUUGUCUCAAAAGAAAAACAAACCUCAAGACUUGGAUCUUCGUGCCACAUCCAACUUCAACGCGUUAGACGAGAAGGAUGAAGAAGAUGUGGAUGAUCUAAAGCCCUUUCUAAGCCGCCUAAGGGCAUGUAAAAGUUCGGCUGAUAGUUCGUUGGAUUCACCCAUGUUCAAGUUGAGAACGUCUUCGUCGAGGUGCUCUGGACGGUUUGUAAGUGACAGUUUUUAGCUUUUUGAAGUUUAGGUAUUAAAAAUAAUUUUGAAUUGUUAGGUAAGGCUAUGCCAUAAGAUAAAGCGGGUUAGGGAUGAGGAUAUAAGGCAAAUAUUUGGAAGUGUAAUAAAAGGUCGGGUAAGGUGAAAAAAAAAGCAAGGGUAAAAGAAAAAUGAAACCAGGGUAGGGUAAAGAUGAGACAAGGGUGAGAUAUAGGUAAGAAAAAGUAAAAAAGAGUAAGGCAAAGCUAAGGCAAGACAAAGGCAAAGCCAGGGUAGAAUAAAAGGCGUGAGUAAGGCAAGGGUAAGGCAAAAUUAAUGCAAGAGUAAGGCAAGAGUAAGGCAAGGGUAAUGCAAAGGUAAGACGAGGAUAAGACAUGGGUAAGACAAUGAUAAUAAAAAUGUAAGGAAAUAGUAAGGCAAAAAGUAAGGCAAGUUUAAGGCCAGAGUAAGGGAAGGGUACGGCAAGGGUAAAGCAAGAAUAAGGAAAUGGUAAGGCAAGAAUAAAACAAGGGUAAGACGAGAGUAAGGCAAAGCAAGGCAAAGGCCAAGGCAAAGGCAAGAGUAAGGAGAUGAGUACGGUGUCGGAUAGGGUAGGAUAAAGUAGGCUUGAAAAAAAAUGUUGUUUAAAAACUUAUUUUUCAGAGUGUCAAUUCACCAUUGACUCGAAGUUUCAACUGUGAUUCACCUCAUUCUUUACACCAAGCUUUCUACAAUGAUCUACAGUUAUGUGUAAGUUUACAUUUUUUUUAAAAAAAGUUAUUUUUUCUUUUGAAAUAUAAAAAAAAGUUUUUUUUAGUUUUAA